AUUAUUUUUGUAUUGUUUAGUACAUGCUUCAAAGGACCCAAGACCAAGAUGAAAAUGUGGCUUUGGAGGCUUGUGAGUUUUGGCUGACUUUGGCUGAACAGCCAAUUUGUAAAGAUGUAUUAUGUCGGCAUCUUACUAAGCUGAUACCUGUGCUUGUAAAUGGUAUGAAAUAUUCAGAGAUCGAUAUUAUUCUGUUGAAGGGGGAUGUUGAAGAAGAUGAAGCUAUUCCAGAUAGUGAACAGGACAUAAGACCUCGUUUUCAUCGUUCACGGACAGUGGCUCAGCAACAUGAAGAAGAUGGUAUUGAAGAUGAUGAUGAAGACGAUGAUGAACUUGAUGAUGAUGAUACUAUUUCUGACUGGAAUUUAAGGAAAUGUUCUGCUGCUGCUCUAGAUGUCCUAGCCAAUGUAUUUCGUGAUGAACUUCUGCCACACAUCUUGCCCCUUUUGAAGGAAUUGCUCUUCCAUCCCGAAUGGGUAGUUAAAGAAUCUGGUAUCCUUGUUCUUGGAGCUAUUGCAGAAGGCUGCAUGCAGGGUAUGAUUCCAUAUCUUCCUGAGCUGAUCCCUCACCUUAUUCAGUGCCUCUCUGACAAAAAGGCUCUUGUGCGCUCCAUUACAUGCUGGACUCUUAGUCGCUAUGCACACUGGGUAGUUAGUCAACCCCCAGACACAUACUUGAAGCCAUUAAUGACUGAGUUGCUAAAGCGUAUCCUAGAUAGCAACAAGAGAGUACAAGAAGCCGCCUGCAGUGCCUUUGCUACUCUAGAAGAGGAGGCUUGUACAGAGCUUGUUCCUUAUCUUGCAUAUAUACUUGACACUUUGGUCUUCGCAUUUAGUAAAUACCAGCAUAAAAACCUGCUCAUUCUUUAUGAUGCUAUAGGAACUCUAGCAGAUUCAGUGGGACAUCAUCUAAAUAAACCAGAAUAUAUUCAGAUGCUAAUGCCUCCAUUAAUCCAGAAGUGGAACAUGUUGAAAGAUGAAGAUAAAGAUCUCUUCCCUUUAUUAGAGUGCCUGUCGUCAGUUGCUACUGCCUUGCAGUCUGGCUUUCUUCCAUACUGUGAACCUGUGUACCAGCGUUGUGUAAAUCUGGUGCAGAAGACCCUUGCACAAGCCAUGUUGCAUAAUGCUCAGCCAGACCAAUAUGAGGCUCCAGAUAAAGACUUCAUGAUUGUGGCCCUUGAUUUACUCAGUGGUUUAGCUGAAGGACUUGGAGGCAACAUUGAACAGCUAGUGGCUCGCAGCAAUAUCCUGACACUAAUGUACCAGUGCAUGCAGGAUAAAAUGCCUGAGGUACGGCAGAGUUCUUUUGCCUUGUUAGGUGAUCUGACAAAGGCGUGCUUCCAGCAUGUUAAGCCUUGCAUCGCUGAUUUCAUGCCCAUUUUGGGAACCAACCUAAACCCUGAAUUCAUUUCUGUCUGUAACAAUGCCACGUGGGCAAUUGGAGAAAUCUCCAUCCAGAUGGGUAUAGAGAUGCAGCCUUAUAUUCCAAUGGUGUUGCACCAGCUUGUAGAAAUAAUUAACAGACCGAACACACCAAAGACAUUGUUAGAGAACACAGCAAUAACAAUUGGUCGUCUUGGUUACGUUUGUCCUCAAGAGGUGGCCCCCAUGCUACAGCAGUUUAUAAGACCCUGGUGCACCUCUCUACGAAAUAUAAGAGACAACGAGGAAAAGGAUUCAGCGUUCCGUGGGAUAUGUACCAUGAUCUCGGUCAACCCCAGUGGAGUAGUCCAAGACUUUAUAUUUUUUUGUGAUGCUGUUGCAUCGUGGAUUAGCCCAAAAGAUGAUCUCCGAGACAUGUUCUGUAAGAUUCUUCAUGGAUUUAAAAAUCAAGUUGGGGAUGAGAAUUGGAGGCGUUUCUCUGACCAGUUUCCUCCUCCCUUAAAAGAGCGCCUUGCAGCUUACUAUGGAGUUUAACUUCAUGCACUGUAGCUGCAGUCCCAUAAUUAGAGGUCCUUCAGUCUGGGAGACUAUGAGGGAGCCUCUGCACCCAGGGAAAAUGUUACCCUUUACUGGGGGGAAGGGUAAACCAGUAGGGAAUACAGUACAAUCCCAACCCUACUGGGAGGGGCGGGAGGGAGGUGUUGCCGUCACUGUAUUAAGUCGAUGUUGGGAAAUGUUUUAACAUCUGGAGCCUUUGUGGGUGGAAAUCUGUCUCCUAUUACAACUCUGCACUGGAUGUGAAGAAGAAAAAAAAAAAAAGAAAAAAGAAUCUAGUCACAAAACAGCACAUUCUGGAAUAUUGUGGGGAAUUGUACCAAAAUAGAAACCAUAUAAUUGAACCAUAGGGAUACGUAAAGAGGAAAACUAUUUUGCGCACAAUAAAGGAAACCUAAGAAUGGGGGUCACAAACAGUAAAAGGCUUUCUUUUAUCUGUAUGGUUUUUUAAGUAAGGGUUUUAUACAUUAUUUCAUCCUGCUUGAUGGGAUUCCUAGGUAUUUGCAUGUUAAUGAAGAACUACACAAAUGAAGUUAGUACAGUUAAAAUACUGCUUGUGUCUGCAUUAAGAGCAGGCACUUGCAGUGUACCAUAGAGAAAGCCCAUUGUAAUUUAAUAAAGGUUAACUUGGACAUAAUGAAGCAACCCGCAAGAUGCCAAAUGAGUCACUCCUUUCAUUUUUGGGGUAAGGGGAGGGACACUUCAAAGGAAAGAUUGACAUCUUAAUUUUUACAUUAAAAGAAAGAAUUACAGUAGUGGAUAUGAGUUUAUUAUUGUACUUCAUUAGAUUUAAUUUCUAGAGUAAGGCAUUAUUCUUAACGUGCAGUUUAAGGUUCAGGCAUGUGUUCUGGCUCAUAGUGAUCAGAAGUAAUUUAAAUUAGUGGGAAAGUAGCAUGCUUGCAUCACAUAGAGUGAAAUUGGUAUACAUUUACCUAUGUUGCGCCAGUUUUGUGUUGCCGUUUACCAAUUCAAUAUAGCCCUGCAUUUAAAAUUAAAAUUCCUUUUUUAAGACUCUGUGGAUUUUAUUUUUAUUAAGAAAAUAGAUAUAAAGUACUGUAGUUAACAAUUAGGCCUUGAAAUACCUUUUUAGGAUCUGUUAAGAAUAAGAUUGAUAUUGUAAUGUGUGUAACCUGCACAAUGUGGAAAGCUGAUAUAGCUGUGCAAAAUAUUUGCCUCUGUGCUGUCAGUGUGAUGUGCUUUCUGCAUGGUUAUAUACUAGUGAUUUUCUCAGAAUCUCUAAAAAUGAGUUACAUGGUAAGACCCAUUAAAGGCUGCAUAAAUGUUAGAUGGCACGUAAAGACAAUUGUAGAAGUUGAAGACAUGAUUGCUAUAUUUGUGUUUAUUCCCACUCAACAUAUUACCUUCUGCGCUUUCUUUUUGUUCAAAGCAUGAUCUUAAAAGAGAUGUUUAAGUUAAUGGGUGUAAUGCAGGGUAUCUACACUGUAUCGGCGCAUGUUGGUGGCCCUUUGUGAUGUAGUUAAAUGCACAAGGGUGCAAGUUUAAAGCUACAGAGUGAAAGCUGGUUUGGAUCCUCUUCAUUUCAUUUGUUUAGCUUUUCUGUUGUGUUUUUUUCUCUACUUACAUGUACUCCUGUGAAUAAAUCCUUGUUAAGUUAACCCUUUA
Molecule: messenger RNA, 3560 nt
Organism: Pterocles gutturalis (yellow-throated sandgrouse)
Lineage: Eukaryota; Metazoa; Chordata; Aves; Pterocliformes; Pteroclidae
Gene: TNPO1
Product: transportin 1
Exons: 17
Coding region: 24-1916 (630 amino acids)
Biological process (GO): protein import into nucleus
Cellular component (GO): nucleus; cytoplasm
Molecular function (GO): nuclear import signal receptor activity
Source: RefSeq, a predicted model, not a curated record